Rubroshorea leprosula is the source of this 663-nucleotide messenger RNA. The record is from the annotation of a GenBank genome assembly. NCBI's taxonomy places the organism in Eukaryota, Viridiplantae, Streptophyta, Magnoliopsida, Malvales, Dipterocarpaceae.
GCAUUUACGCUAUGAUGCAGUGUACCCCGGAUCUGUCCCAUGAAAAUUGCAGCGCUUGUCUGGCGACGGCCAGCGACAGGAUGAGGACUUUCUGCUAUGGAAACACCGGAUGCAGAAUUCUUCAACCCAGCUGUUUCUUAAGAUACGAGAUUGAUUUUUUUUUGGACAAUUCAGCUAAGAUCACUAUUGUACCGUUUUCACCUCCUUCUCCAACUCCAACAGAAGGUAGCUCACCUCCUUCUCCAACUCCAACAGCAACAGAAGGAAAAGGAAACAACACAAGUUACACAACUAGAACAAUCAUCAUUUCCGUAGUAGUUGCUCCACUUCUUGUUGGCGUUCUGUUGCUUGUGCUUUGGAUAUUUUUAAGACAAAGAAAGGCAAAGGAAACUGUUGAAACUGUAGAUGAAAUGAUUGAGGCGGAGUCUUUGCUAUAUGACUUUGCCACCAUCCAGGCAGCAACUAAUAACUUCAGUGAAGAAAAUAAGCUUGGGCAAGGAGGAUUCGGAAUAGUUUACAAGGUAACGAAGCUUAUGAAACAGGAAGAACACAAACUGUACACUUAGAGAUACUGAAAUAUUGUGUAUCCAUUGGAUUAUAUACAGGGUCGGCUUCCAACUGAACAAGAUGUAGCCGUAAAAAGGCUCUCUAGUAAUUCUGGAC